This is a messenger RNA of Caenorhabditis angaria, 3575 nucleotides long. The record is from the annotation of a GenBank genome assembly. Lineage: Eukaryota; Metazoa; Nematoda; Chromadorea; Rhabditida; Rhabditidae.
AUGCUCACAUUUUCAUGGACGGGUAAACGAAAGAAGAAGAGUGACGCAUCAGAUCAUGCUGCUUCGGUCGGAUUGAAACAUAAAUCUUCAUCAGAUCUUGAUUCAUCGGAGCCAUCAGUUAGUCGAUCAACAACAUCAACUGGAUCUAUACAUUUUGGACAGGUAAAAAUGUUUAUUCUCAUAAUUUUUUGGAGAAAAAAAAUAGGAAAUCAUGAUUAGUUGCCAAAUUUUUAAUUAAAAAUUUAGAGUUCCGGUUUGAGAAUUAAUCAAAGGGCUACUGAAGUUAUUGCUUCUGGAUGGAGAAAAAUUUUUAAAAAAAUAACGUUUUUUCAAGUUAAAUUAUGUUUUCCUAAAGUUGCUAAAAUUAAGCUUAAAGACAACGCAACCUUCAAAAUUGUAGAUCAAAACCUUUCUCUUAUUGUGAGACAAAUUUCAAAUCUAAUGAAAUUCACAUCAUUUUUCUUGGUUUUUUGAAAUCAACUUUUGACAAAAACUGCUUGCUCAUGUCAAUAAAUUAUUUACAAAAUAGACAUGUUUUUGAAACAAUUUACUGACCUUCAACAACUCUUUCUCCCCUUCUUUUUAUUCUUCAAAAAAUCACAUUGACAUGAUAAUGAGUAAGUGUGAAUUAUUCAAUCUUUCAAGGCAACAAUUUUUUGUUGUCCAAAAAUAUUUUCAAGGGAAACUUUUCAAAGCUUUGCAUAGAAAAAGUACAUUCAUCAUUCGUAUUCUUUUUUGGUUCUCCAAAAAAAGCAAUAAUGUCGAGAAAAAUCUAGCAGCACCCGUGAUUUCAAAGAGAAAACGAUGACUCAUAGAGGUGUUGACCGAUUUGUGAGAAAUUCUCCCUAUUGUCAACAUAUAGUUUUGAUGUUGCCGACUGAAUAGACUUCUUUUUUUUGCAGACAACUCCAUACACUUCAUCAGUGGGGACUAGUUUCAAAGAGGCUGAAUAUUCAGGACGGCUUUUAUUACAUGGUUUGAGACUCACUGAAUUUCCGGUCGAAGCAUUAUCCAAUGUUGAACUUUUGGAUAUCGUUUUCAUCGGUUAGUUUUUCGAAAAAAAUCAUCAAGAAAAAGAAAUUAAUAAUAUUUCAGACCUCAGUGACAAUCGUUUAUCAACAUUACCAGCUGAUUUUGCAGUGUUUGAUUGUUUGAUCUCAUGUAUUGCCAAUUCGAAUCGAUUUCGAACUAUUCCUACGUGUAUAUGUUCUAUUGAACAACUUACUUAUCUUGAUUUUAGUUUCAACGAAAUAUCUCAUCUUCCGGAUAGUCUUUUUGAUCUACCGUUAACCACCCUUCUUCUAACUGGAAAUAAAAUUGCUACAAUUCCUGAAGCGAUUCGUCGACUUGCUCCAACUUUAGCAUAUUUGGAUUUAUCACGAAAUGAAAUACGCAAUUUGCAAAGCCAUUUAAGAUUUUUGAAAUCGUUGAAAGUUUUGAAAAUAGCAAGAAACCAUAUUGAAGAAUUCCCAAUGGAACUUUGCACAUCACUCGAGCUUCGAACUCUUGAUCUCUCACAAAACAAUCUCACGUAUCUACCAUUAGAAAUGGCCAAAAUGAGCGAUUUGCGUAAUUUGCAAUUGUCGUGUAACCCUUUAAAAUCGCCGCCAAUUCAAGUUGUUGAAAGGGUAUGUUUAUUUAUGGACCAUUGAACAGCGACCAAGAAAAGAAAUGGAUAUCAUUUUGCAGGGAAUCGUUCAUGUUUUCAAGUGGUUAGAGGGUCGAACAUCUGGCUCUUCUUCAUCGUCGUCAUCACAACGAGAUUGUUCCGAGAAUCGCAAGAUGAAUGUGAUGAAAAAUGAGAAUGAAUUGAGGUAAUUAUAAAUGAAUAUGAUGGAUUGUUGUUGUUCAAGGAUUUUUCUCUAGCACAACUGUGAUUGUGGUAGUUUUCUAUACUAUUUUUCUACUUCUUUUUUAAAAAAUCUUCUUGGGGAAUCAUAACUCAUUUUAUUUCAUUGGGAUAAAAACUUUGAAAAAAGACUAAUCCAUUUCAGAAACCUUCGAAAUGCAUCUGAACCAGUGGCCCAUCAUAAUGGACUUCAUCGACUUAAAGUAAGUUUCUUUUCUAAAAAAACAAGUCAAGCUUACCCAACAAUAAAAAAAUCACGAAACUUAUUUAUUUUCUGGUGAUCGUCUACUGAUAUGAUAUGAGCAACACUAACAGGUUUUUCAAAUAUCAAAAUACAUUUACUAUUGUUGUCAUUCUCAUUUUUUAACAACCUUUAUUAGUAGUUCACACUUGCAUGUUGUUUUUUAUUUGAAGUUUUUGAUUUAUUCACAAUCCUGACUGAUUUGUUUCAUUCAUUCAACACUAAUCAAAAACAUUGAGAAAAUCAAUAUUUUUUAGGAAAUAGUCGAGCCACCUGCAAAUUCGAAUAAAAAACACGUGCAAAUUGUGCAUAAUAGAAUCUCGUCGGUCCCAUCAAACGUCGGAAAAGAGAACAAUUCACGUCAAUCAACUCCAGAUGAACAAAACAAUAACAAUAAUAAAGUUGUUACCAAUAAUUUGUCAAGUCCGGGGUUAUGUGAGUUUAUUUUUGAUUAUCAAGUUUUUUCAAAACUCAAUCGAUAAAACUUAUAUAUAUAUAUAUAUAUAUAAAUAUAUAUAUAUAUAUUUUUAGCAAAGAAACCAAUCUCGAAAGUUGCGCCAAUUAUGAAAAAUACCAUACGUCCACCAUCAUCAGGAAUGAACGGAAAUAAUCAAACGGUAGGGUUUUGAAAUAUUUCACAAAAACAUGAAAGCACAUGAUUAUUUUUGUAGAAAUUAACCACAUCGCACACAACAACUCGCCGUGCAGCUCCAGCUACAGCUCUUUCGAAAUCAGCAAUUGUAAAAAAAGAGAAUAUACCAGUGACCAAACCAAAGACUAUAACAACACGAAAAUCGGAAGAACCUGCGCCUUUGAAAGCUCCUACAAAAUUGAUUUCUGCUAGUUCGAUGGCGCUGAAUAGUAAGUUGUUUAUUAUUUUUGAUCUGUACUUCAAACUAUGCCUGGGUAGAAUAUAAUUUUUGAAACUUCGGGAGUUAUUUUUGGAUACUCAAACUAUUUGAAUGUUAGUUAUAAUGUGUAAUUCCCAUCAAUCUUGUUUUCAAUUUGAAAACAAAAACAAGAAUUAUCUUCAGAAAAUGGAAGUCGAACACCUCCAGCCAGCGAUGUUGAAAAUGCAAGAAAAAUGAUGCGUGAUAAACUUGGCCCAAGUUUUACAAUGAGUAAAGGAGAUAUGAGUUUCAGUCUCCAAAUAUCCGAUGGUGUCGAAUUAUGUAAAUUUGUGAAUAAAAUAUCACCGGAACCAAUCAAUAUUGCAACAAAUCAUGAUUCAAGUAUUGCAACAAUUCGAGCAAAAAUGAAUGCUGACAAAUUUGUGCAAUAUUGUAAAAAAAUCGGUGUACCAGAUGUAAGUCAAUUCAAUUAACUAAAUCAAACUCAAUCAAUUUUUUCCAUUUUCAGUCAACCAUCUGCUCACCACUUGACAUUUUAUCAAAAAGAAAUCCGCAGAAAAUUGCUCGAACAAUUUUGAGUGUAGCGAAAUUGCAAGCUUUACAAGUAUCACCAACAAAUUCAAUUCAAUGCUGA